AUGACAUCUGAUUUUUAUCGACGAGUUCCAUCCUCGAAGAAGACACCACCAUCGAGUGCGCAGUACUUGGGACAAAUACCCCGUUCUCCAGGGUUUCCGCUUUGUCCUGGUGGUCCCUUUGGUCCGGGUGUUCCUGGUCCUCCUGGGUUUCCGGGUCCUCCUGGGUUUCCGUCGCGUCCAGGAUCUCCGGGCUGUCCAGGGGCUCCUGGUGGUCCAGGUGGUCCAGCUGGGCAAGGGUUGCAUGGAGCAGGAGCUCCGGGGUUUCCUGGUCGUCCAGGGUUUCCUGGCUGUCCAGCUGGACCGGCACCUCCACCAGAGCAGCAAGCGGUACAGUCGUUUCCGCCGGUGUUACCGCCGCCGGUGUUUCCAGUGUUGCCACCUCCUAUCACACCACUAUCGCCAGAAUCGUAUCCAGCCUGA
This is a messenger RNA of Cooperia oncophora, 420 nucleotides long. NCBI's taxonomy places the organism in Eukaryota, Metazoa, Nematoda, Chromadorea, Rhabditida, Trichostrongylidae. The record is from the annotation of a GenBank genome assembly.